This is a messenger RNA of Aureobasidium vineae, 543 nucleotides long. The record is from the annotation of a GenBank genome assembly. NCBI's taxonomy places the organism in Eukaryota, Fungi, Ascomycota, Dothideomycetes, Dothideales, Saccotheciaceae.
CCAGCCUCGCAAGCGACCUUACUGCUCGCCCGUUUCGCGCCAUGUGGAGCUAGCAGUGCGGCUCGAACCUUCCCCGGCGAAUCUAACGCAAGGGGCGUGGACGACGGAAAGUCGCAAGUCGCCAAGCACAGCGCUCUCCGCCAAGAAGAGCGGAACCCGCAAGCAAGCAGCUUCGCGACAUCACCGUCGUCGUCAGAAGCGCCAGAGCAGUCAAAGCCACCAAAAACACACAACCUUGAUGCGCAGAUGGCCGAUGUUGAAGACAGCACCGCCAACCCGGUGAAUGAGCCACUGGAUCUUGUGCGCCUUUCGCUCAACGAGAUUGUCUUUGUCAAGCUGCGCGGUGAUCGCGAGUUGCAGGGCAGACUUCACACCAUCUACGUUAUUGACGAUGAUGACGAGUCUGAGAGCGUGAGGGUAGGAUCCAUCCAGACUCAAUCCUCGCAACUGCUUGCUAAACCUUCUACCAGNACGCUCAAGAAGCAGUCCGAGAUGCUGUUUGUCAGAGGAGACUCGGUAGUCUUGAUCUCGCCCCAAGCACAA